GAAAUUACCUCACCAAACGGACAUCUUAGAAGCAAGACAACGACGCUUAUUCAGUAGAAUCUCUGACAAAAUUCACUACGAUCUUUUAACAGUUUUUUGUGGCCAUUUUGCAUCACUGUGUCAUGGAAGAUAGCGAUAUAAACAAGAAUUAUGCACGAGAUCUUCAACAAGUACGUGUACGAGAAAUUUUGAACAAAGAACAGAUCAAACUAUGGCUGCCACCAUACACCAACGAGGAUGGUAGCAAAGGGGAUUCACCAAAUGAUCUGAUUGCAAGAUAUGCUCAAGCCUUGCAACUUACGGAAGAAGUAGUCUCUGGAAUUUUAGAAAAUCUAAGAGUUCAUGCACUGCAAAAGCUUGCAGAACGAGAGAAAUACAAGAAAUCAGGACUAGCUUCAGUGAAAGUUAAAAUGACUGGCCAUCCAACAAGUGCAAACAAGACUCAGAAUAUUGUACUUGAGAUCAGUCUUGAUGACUUGGGAAAGCAGUUAAGGGACAUGCUGUCACAACAGGUGGAACUACCGGCUGACCAGCUUAAACUCAUCUGUCAGGGUUGUGUGAUUACUGAUGAGAGACCUCUUCAAUCACAAGGAGUGAAGCAUGGUAGCCAGAUAAUGGCACUGUGCCUUUCUGUGAGUCAAACUCAGGCUGUUAAGCAACAGGAAGAUGUCACCAGGAUGAUUGACACCAGAAAGGCAGCAGAACUUCUCUCAGAAAAAGCAGAGACAGAUGACUAUGAUAUCCAGAUUGCAGACCAAUCAGGAAGGCCACUUGCUAUACCAGCGGUAGAAAAAAAGGCCCUGACAUUGGCAAUCACUUUACAUGAGAAAGGCAGGGCAGCAAUGAAAAAGAAGGAGAAUGGCCAAGCACUACUGCUGUUAUUGGAGGCUGACAAGGAAUUCAGAAAGUGUCGAUCCGACAUCUUGAAUGCUGUAGACAACUAUGCAGUCCUGUGUUUAGAUAUUGUCUGGUGUUAUCUCUGUCUUCGAAAUAUUGAGGAUCUUCCUGAUGCAGAUAGUCGACUACAUGCGAGUGAGGAGUGUUUCCAGAGGACCUAUGGGAACAACAUGGAACGACUUUUAGCAGUGAAAGGAGGUUCUGGAACAGAGCUGGCCUUGAUGAUGAGGUUACACCUUUUGCAAGGAAUAGUGGCCUUUCAUCAACAUAGGAUACAGGAAGCUGCCAGAUUGCUGCAGAAGGCUGAAGAAGAGCUAAAAAGGUUGAAUGUUGAUGGAGACAAACUUGCUCAAGUGAUGCAAAUGGGUUUCAAGGAGAGGGAAGGACGAUUAGCCCUUAGAGUAACCAGUGGGGAUGUGGAGGCUUCUGUCCAGUACAUCAUAAAAAAGCGUGAGGAGAAAAAAACAAUAACUAAAAAAGUUGAAGAGGAGCGACGAAAGAAAAAAAUACAAAAAUCUUUAGGGUCAACUGCAAAUGGCGAAAAAGUUAAUGUUGACACGUACGAGAUGCUACUGGCAAUGGGCUUCAGGAAUGGUGCGUCAGCAGAAGCUCUUCGUCAAGCAAAUAAUGACCUAAGCUUGGCCUUAGAGGUACUACAAAACCAUCCUGAGAUUUUAGACCUGCCUGACCCAAUUAAUUCCCCGGUAUCUAUCACAGACGAUAUGCUUGCUCAGGUGAUGUCAUUGGGAUUUGAAAACGAUAUGGCUAGAAAUGCCCUUGAGAAACACCGUGGCAGCAUUGAGAGGGCUAUAGAAGAUCUGGUCAAGUCUGGCGGAGUGGUAUCACCUCCCAGUACAUCAUCAUCUUCAUCUUCAUCUUCAUCAAGUUCUUCACCGUCUGAAGAAAAGAAGAAACAAAAGGAAGUGCUGGACGAUCUUGUGUCUGACAUUGCUAAAGAUGAAGAGGAUUACCUAGACUUGGCACUUUAUGAUGAAGCACAGUUUUUAGAAUAUUACAAAAGUUUGCUUGAAAGUAUUAAAAUAUAAUCUGGUUUACUGAAGUUUAAGGUCAUCCUUGAAACUGCAGAAGUUACAAUCAAUUUCGCUCUCUACAUCCUCGAUACUGCCGGGGUUAUAAUCACUUUCGCUCUCUACAUCCUCAAAACUGCCGGGGUUACAUCCUCGAAACUCCCGGGGUUACCAUCUCUUUUGCUCUCUACAUCCUCAAAACUAUAAGGAUUAUAACCACUUUCGCUCUCUACAACCUCGAAACUACAGAGGUUAUAAUCACUUUUGCUCUCUACACGCGUGGAACAUGUCAUUGCAAAAUUGAAGGUUCCAUGAGCGACACCUAGUGGACAAGAUGGAAAGACUAGUUUGAUCCUUUGAUGUACAUGAAACAAAUCUUGAGGUUGCAUAACAGUAUAUUGUAAUGGCUUUGAAGCUGGAUGUCACUACUCAUUAAUCUUCAAAGGAAGUGCAUCAGCCUGUGAUUGGUCAGAUUUUUACUGCUGGAACCAAUCAAAUUACUUAAAUUGUGUCUUCAGAUUUGCCGUGACAUGUUCCAGGGGUGCAGAGAGUGAAAGUGAUCGUAACUCCUAGAAAUUUGAGGAUGGACUAAGGUUCACAACUUAAAAUAUAUUUUCUGAGGCUAUAAUUUUGUGGAUUUCAAAAAAUACAAUAUUAAAGAAUUAUAUAUCAUAUUGACUUUCAGCUGUUUAUUGAUUGUGGACAUAAAAAUCUUGGAUUUUGAGUAUCAAUGAAUCAAAAUAUUGGAAAAAAAAAAUUGCCUACAAAAAUCACUGAUUUUUUGUUACAUACUGUCAAUAUAUACAAUGUAGUUGUUUGUGUGUGUUUUAUUAUAAUAUUUGUGUAUAUUAUUAUAUUGAUACAGUUCAGUUAGAAACAAUGUACAACACAAAGUGAGAAGAAAGAUGAUAAUAUUUCACUAAUUAUACCAUCAGCAUAUGUCAUAAGUGUUAACAUAAAUGCUUAAAGCAACAAUUCAUUCAUUCACUCCUAGACUCAUGGUCAUAUUGUUCACUGUGUUGUCAUAUUUAUCUGGGCCUUUUGGGAAGAAUAAAAUAUAUUGGAAGUGAAGGAGGGAGCUAGGUUUAUUAUCCCAACAACACAAAACAGGACAUUAGAAGACAUGUCUGUGUGAGCUGACAACUUUAUCUUAGUAUAUAAUCAAACAAAUUUUCUGGUAACAAAUUGUCUUAGUGAGAUCUGGAAGGGAACACCAGACCAGGUUUUGCUUAAAGAAAUUGUUAAGAUUAGUACUUGAUAAUGUAUAUUGCAAUGCUAUUGAUUUAUUUUGAUUAUCAAAAUGUUGGAAAUGAUUUCUAUUAAUUAUCUUGACAAUGAUUCUCUUCUGUAAAAUGUAGGACUUCCCAGGUAUCAGAGAUUGUUUCUAUAAGAAAUGUCACUUUUAAAUAAUACCUUCCAAUUAAUGGUAAUGAAUCGUGAUUUUAGGCUCAUUAUAACCAUUCAUAUUUCAGUCCUUGAGUGGUUUGACAAUUAUUCAGAAAUCCUAUAUUUUUAUAUAAAGAAAUGUUGAUGAAAUAUAUGUCAUGCUUGUUGGAAAUUAAAUUGAAAAUGUUCAGAAA
Messenger RNA from Ylistrum balloti, 3505 nucleotides. Its product is annotated as NEDD8 ultimate buster 1-like. Gene Ontology annotation, biological process: regulation of ubiquitin-dependent protein catabolic process. Bases 123 to 1943 code for a protein of 606 amino acids. Lineage: Eukaryota; Metazoa; Mollusca; Bivalvia; Pectinida; Pectinidae. Gene Ontology annotation, molecular function: protein binding. The transcript is spliced from 17 exons. The record is from RefSeq and is a predicted model, not a curated record.